Uloborus diversus is the source of this 2786-nucleotide messenger RNA. Its product is annotated as motile sperm domain-containing protein 2-like. The record is from RefSeq and is a predicted model, not a curated record. The transcript has 8 exons. Bases 86 to 877 code for a protein of 263 amino acids. NCBI's taxonomy places the organism in Eukaryota, Metazoa, Arthropoda, Arachnida, Araneae, Uloboridae.
UUAGAUAGCCAGUGAGAGUUCUAAAACACUCGGACCAGCAGGACGAAGAAUUGUGUCCUCCCUUUCUUUGUGCAUUCUGUCAACAAUGCCUGUUUUCAAAGACAAAUGGCACGUGUCGGAGGAACUGAUAGACGAACUCAGGACGAAGGUUUUGAAUACAGUGAAUUCGAGUCCAGAAGAAUCAGCACUUUUUCAUCCAGAAGAUGUAAAAAGAGUACGAGAGAACGAUUGGUACAUUGUAAGGUACAUCCUUCACCAAGAAUUUGACAUCGAACAAGCUUAUAAAAUGCUAGUGGAUUCCCUGAAAUUUAGAAAAGAAUAUGAGGUUAACACAAUUCGAAAAAAAGAUUUACCAAUAGAAUACUUCAAUGUUCGUGCUGUUAUUUUAUACAACAAAGACCAUCGGGAUCAUCCUUUAGUUGUUGUUCGAGGAAAAACUCAUAUUAAGAGAGAAGACACAAAAAUGCUUCAAAAACAGUACUGGCUGUACUGGGUAGAAAAAGGGGUUAGGGCAUCUAACUGGGGAGCAGUCAGCAUUCUGUUUGACUGUACUGAUGCUGGAAUCUCUAAUAUGGAUUUAGAUUUGAUCCGUUUUAUUUUUGACGUUUUUAAGAAAUAUUACCCUUGGGGCUUAGGUUAUUUUCUGGUCUACAAUAUGCCUUGGUAUAUGUCAACUUUCUGGAAGAUAAUCAAGCAGUGGAUUCCAGAAAAGUAUGUGGAGAAAAUUUGCUUUGUGGACAAAAAAUCAAUUAGAAAAUACGUGGAAGAAGAUCAGUUACCAAUAGUAAUUGGUGGCACAUGUACAAAAAUGUACGACCCAAUAGAAGGUGUAGAAGAUGAUUCAGAAACUGAUAAUGAAAUUCCUGUGUCCUGCUGAGCUAAGAGCAAUAAGUUUCAAAUGUAAAUAUGUUUGAUAUAUUUACUGAAAAGCCAUGUGGACACUAAUUGAAAACCCGUUGUUGAAAGGAACUGUAUGGAUUGUUUUAAGAAGAUGGCGUUGACUUAGUGGUUAAUAUUGAAACGUAAAUAUUGAUGAAUCGCAGUUGUUUCUUUGUGUGUUUUCGACUCAGACAACUUAAAGUGCAUUCAGUGUUACAAAAACAUUUCUACAGACGAAUGCGCAAUGAGAUAAGAAUAUUAAUUUAAACAUUUUACUUUUGAAUCGUCAUUUGUGAUAAUACUGAUCCAGAAUUUCAUCUUAUUCUUCUGUUUUUAGUUUUCGUCAGUUUUAAGUCAUUUUGGUGUCAGUAACAUGUUCAUUUUGUCCUAUUUAUUUCUCAAUAUGUUAUGCAUAAAAUCAACGUAUGCAACUUUUGCAUCAUGUACAUGCACGAAACCAAGGAAUACUCCCAGAACCCUUGGAUUUCAGCCAUAUUUCCAAUUCAGGUAUGUUGAUACAUUUACAUGUAAGGUCCUCUCCCCCCCUCUCAAACCCCCACAGGAAAAUUCUGACUGCUCUACUUAUUUUGUACUUCUUUUUGUGCCAUAAAGAGGCCAAUGAAACCAUUUUUAUGCUAAGAUUUUCAUCCAUUAUAAUGUAAAACUAAUUCUUCAACAAGGUUACAUUAUGUAAUUUUAAAAUCUUUCAUUCCGUUAACUAAAAAUUAAUCGACAGAGUUUCCAUCAGGCUUAAAGUGUGAUUUAAAAAAGUACGAUUUUCCUUUGUAAAUUUGUUUGUCAUUUUAAAAUGUUAAUUUCUAUUGAAUUUAGAGUUGUAAAUUGCAUAAAACCUUUGUCUAACCAUCUUACUAUCGUACUUAUUAAGACAAUAAUAAAAAGAUAAAAUAUAAAUUAUAGAGCAAAUAUAAAUUAAAUGCAAUUUUUAUUUCUUACGAACUUUUUAUUUGAAUGGAGACUUUAAAUUGUGUUUUUAGUGCAUUGUGAAAAUGUGUUGUUUGCAUCGAACUUUCUCAACUUAUUUAUCCGAGGAAGUUUGCAAACUAGUUUUCAAGCAUUGAUGUGAUAAUGUGUUGCCAUACUUGUAUAUAAAUGCGAGACUUAGGUGCUGUAUUUUGUAUUGAAAUCAUUUCAAUCUGCGUUUAUGUUUAUUUUAUUGUUAAAAUUUAAAGAAUAGUACAAUUCUAGAAUUAUUUAAGUGUAGUUUUAUUUUCCUAAUAUUUUGAUAUAUAACAGCAAAAAUUCUUAAAGAAUAAAUAUCCCUCAAAAAAUAUUACUAUAAGGGUUUUGCGCAUGCUCGUCAUUUAGGUAAUCUGGUAGGUCUAUUGCUCCUCCCACCUUUCGUCCCUAAUUACACCAUUUCAAUAUACAUUCGUAUAUGUAUUUUGUUGUUUUUUCCCUAUAAUUUGUUAUUGAGUACGUUUUACUCCCUCUCCCAAAAUGGAAAAUUUUGAAAUGACGGGCCAAAUUUUGUGCAAAAUGUUAUUAUUAUUAUUUUUUUUUUUUUUUGGUGAUUAACAUUAAGCUUGGUAAACCUGUUACAUUUGUAAAUUGGUUUGGUCCCGCAAUCUGUUGAAUCACUAAAAUUUGGCAACUAUUUACAAAGAGCCCAAAUUCCCAUAACCAGCUAUUAGCUGACCUUGAUCAAUAAUUAUUUACACAACAUUUCAAAUUAACAUUUUAUUUGUAACUGAGCAUGACAUGAUAUUUUAAAUUCAAAGCUGUAAAACUUUGAACCUCAUCAAUGUCACCAAGGUUAGAAAUCUCACUGUCGCAGAGGGACAACUAAAAAUGUCAAACUCAUCGGUUUCUCUGUAAAUAUUUUUUCAUACUGUAAAUAAUAUGUAUGCAAUUUUAGUUCAAUAAAACAUUGUUUUCUUUUAACAUAA